Exophiala oligosperma is the source of this 1413-nucleotide messenger RNA. RefSeq lists its product as uncharacterized. Gene Ontology annotation, molecular function: molybdenum ion binding; catalytic activity; pyridoxal phosphate binding. Lineage: Eukaryota; Fungi; Ascomycota; Eurotiomycetes; Chaetothyriales; Herpotrichiellaceae. The transcript is spliced from 2 exons. The record is from RefSeq and is a predicted model, not a curated record. Bases 269 to 1222 code for a protein of 317 amino acids.
CCUCAGUAAUUCGACACUACCCUAGCAUUCGGUAUACAAGUAAUCCUCAUCUUCAUUGCGGGUUUUCGCUGGUUGUAGCUUGAUAGAAUUCUCGUUUCCUAGAACCAACCUUCGCAAUACUCCUUUUCAACCCAACACACAGUCUAGACACCUUUGAGGCUUCUGUGGACAUCUCCGACUUCACCUCUCGCCGUGGGAUUACCAAUCCAUCUCUGCACACUGACUGCUGACGACGGUCACGAAAAUCAACAUCGCCUUCACCGCAGACAUGACAUUCACCGUGUCAGAAAUCACAGACUUACGAAUUUAUCCUGUCAAAUCAUGCCGUGGAAUAUCCUUGAAAGCUGCAAAUCUGACAAGACAGGGAUUGGAAUUUGACAGAAAAUGGAUGUUCGUUGAUGGCAAGCAUCAAUUCCUCACCAUCAGGCAGAAGCCUCAGAUGACAUUGAUCAACACAGCUGUCGACGAGGAAUCAGGCAAUCUUGUAAUCACAAUCGGUCAUGAUGUUGACAAGGAGGUUAGAGUGCCUCUUCGUCCAGACCAAGCAUGGCUCGACGACAAUACCGAAAAGGUCACGGUCGACAUAUGGGAACACCUUACCGAUGGAUACGCAUAUACUGAUGCUAAGCUCAAGAAGAUUUUCUCCGACUUUUUUGAGGAAGAGGCAAGUUUGGUGAUGAAAGGUCCCCAGCCGCGAAUGUGCGCGGGGAACGGAGAUGCAAGGCUGCUUGGUCGCGAAGAGACUGUUAAUUUUCCUGACGUUUUACCUGUUCAAAUUGCAUCUGAUUCUUCACUUGCCGAGUUGAACUCCAGACUGCAAGCGAAAGGUGAAAAGGCGAUCACCAUCGAAAGGUUUCGGCCGAACAUCAUCAUCAAAGGCGGUGAGCCAUGGUCUGAGGACUCUUGGAAGACUAUACGCAUCAACGGAGAUUCUUCUCUUCUUACCACGAUCACUGGUGGGAAUCGAAAUGCUUUGGAUGUUGAUGUUGUCGCCAGAUGUGCUCGGUGCACGGUUCCCAACGUGAAUCCGGACACAGCUGAGAAGCAUCCGAAACAACCAUGGGACCUGCUGGUGAGCUACCGGAGAGUUGACGAGGGGAUAAAGUUCAAGCCUUGCUUCGGAAUGCUCUGUUGUCCGAGAAAUGAGGGCAAGGUUGAGGUUGGCAUGCGCUUCGAAGUCCUUGCUGAGACGAAGGAUCACAAGUACCAAAAGGGGUUUUGAGAUUUGUAGGGGAGAAGUGUGAUGUGUCAAUCUGCAGUGUACGUACUGUAAUUAUGGGGUGACGAUUGGCGACAAACAGUAGGACUGCGGUAACAUACAGUAUUUCAGGAGCAUACUCCGUACAAUCAAUUUACUCAACACGUGGUCGACGGAUUCAGGAAUGCACAUGCCAUUGGCGAGAAGGAAGUUCC